Melampsora larici-populina 98AG31 is the source of this 648-nucleotide messenger RNA. RefSeq lists its product as uncharacterized. The record is from RefSeq and is a predicted model, not a curated record. The transcript is spliced from 2 exons. Lineage: Eukaryota; Fungi; Basidiomycota; Pucciniomycetes; Pucciniales; Melampsoraceae. Bases 119 to 316 code for a protein of 65 amino acids.
CCACCAACGUCAAUUCGCGAAGAUCCUUUGGCAAUCAUGGGGUAGAAAAUCAACCUUUGAAUGAUAUCCGAGGCCUGAAAAGGCCCCUAGACCGUACACUUCCCAUCAAGCGCCUUCCAUGAGGGCGGAUCUCCAACUUGGCAGGUCCAUGAACACAACUGGAAACCAAGUUACCACAAAUGCUCCAACAUCUAAAUCUGCACCUCGACCACAGCAACAAUAUCCUCAUACUACCGCCUAUCCACUCCCUAAUGACAGUUGUCAAAGAACUAUGGCCCAACACGAUCAUAAUACAGCCAAGAAAGCCAAGACAUAAUACUUUGAAUGAUUUAAUAUCCUUCUCUUAUUUUACCUCCAGAUAUCCAAGUUUUUUUUAAACCCGUUCAUAUGCAUCUUCAGAAUUGUUUAUAUUUUCGUUUUUACAUUUUUGUGUGCUGUUAGAUUCACAUACACACACACCAAUAUAUAUCUUAGGAUGAUACCACUUUAAAUGUGUCGAAGAGUUUUUUUAAUUUUGAUUGUGAAGAAAGUUGUAAUAUUGUUUUUUUUAUUUUUCUCAUCAUUGCUUAAGGAUGUAACAUUUUCUGAUUUGAUAUAAGGUGAGCUAAUUGCAUGUUGUAAUAUAUUGAUGCGUGUUUGCAAAGUGUC